AUGCUUAAUUUUAGGAGGUGGAGUUCAAUUAUAUGUAAAGAGUUAAUGAUAAAAAUUAAUAUAAAAUCAAAUGAAUAUAAGCUUUUCUCUAUUUAUUUUAAAAAUGAUAAGAAAAAUACAAAGAAUUGUUUAGUUCCUACUGUAUCUAAACGUAUUACUAUGACAGUUCUAGGAAUGAUUUAUUUGUUAAUUAAAGAUGUUGCAUUAAUUGAACAUAAAAAGAUAUCACAGUUGAAAAUUGUUGAUAGAUAUACGAGGAAGUUAGCUGAAGCUUUAAAAGAUGAUGAAAAUUUUGAAAAAUUGUUAUUGAGUAACGAUAUAUAUGAUAAAACAGGAAACAAAUCAAACGUCAAUGAUCAUGAGAAUGUUAAGGAGGAAACAACUAGUGAUGUUUAUUAUGAUAAUAAUGAAGAUGAAUUAAGUAGUCACAUUCCAGAUGUUAAUUAUGAUAUUAUCAAACGUUUGAUUUAUGAUGAAAGUAAGAAAUAUUAUUUGAAUGAAAAAAAUAAGGAAGAAAUAAGAAAUGCUGAAAAGAAAUUUAAAAAUAUAUUAAAUGAAGAGAAACAUGAUAAAGAUGAUUAUAUAAUAUUUGAUGAUGGUAAUCCAGAAGUUCAUUUUUUUACUAAUAAAGAUAAUAUGAAAAUAGCUAGAUAUGCUUGGUAUGUUCCAAAUGCUAAAGCUCAUAUAUUUGCCCUACAUGGAAUUACUUCACACUUAAGAAAUGAGUAUUUAAAUUACUAUGGUAGACCUAAAUGGGUAAACCAAAAAAGGAAUACAAAUGAAGGGAAUAUAAAAAAUGACAAUGGAAGUACAAAAAAGGGUAAGUGUGAAUCUUGUGAUAUAAACGAAUUGAAGAAAAAUGUAAGUUCAGAAAAUACCUCCCUCAAAAGUGCAUCUGUACAUUCUAUUAUGAGUGAUACGGAAAAGGAGAAAAAUGAUUUAAAGAAAAAUGUCCAUUCAGAAAGUUCAGUUAGUGAAAUGAAUUUUAGAACAUAUAUUGAUGAUAAGAAGGUAUUGCUAAUUGAUGAAAGUGAUAAUAAUGAUAAUGUUGAUAGUAAUUUAUAUUAUUGUUCAUAUUGUGGUCUUAGUGAUUAUUGUAAUUGCGGGGAACGAACAUUGUCAUAUGAAAAUAGCUGGAUACAAAAAUUUAACGAUAAUCAAUUUUCAUUUUUUGGUAUUGAUAAUCAAUCUCAUGGUUUAUCUGAUGGGUUUAGAGAUGAACGUUGUUUUGUCGAUGAUUUUGAAAACUUUGUUUUAGAUGCUGUUCAAGGUUUAGAAAUAUUUAUAAAAGAGUUGAAAGAAAAAAAUGAUGUAAAACCAAUAAUAAUUAUGGGUACCUCUAUGGGUGGUUGUAUAGCUUUAAAAAUGUUUGAAUACAUACAUAAAUUAAAUAAAGAAUGGAAGUCACAGAUUAAAAGUUUAGUACUUAUUUCUCCUAUGAUUAGUGUGGAGAGACAGAAAAGUAAAUUUACUAAUAGAAUUUUAAUAAGUAUAGGUAAUCUACUUAAGAGAUUUUAUCCUCUUCUAAAGCUUGAUGUAAAAGAAGGUGGUUCAAAAUAUCCAUGGAUUAAAUAUGAUAAUGAAAUCGAUCCUUUUCAAUAUUCUGAUGGAUUAAAAGUAGGAAUGGCAUCCGAAUGUGUAAAAGCUGCUGAUAAUUGUAUGAAACAUAAUAUUCUAAAAUAUAUAGAUAAAAGUAAUGUUGAUAUUAUGAUUCUGCAGUCAAAAUAUGAUGUGACGGUUGAUCCUACAGGUACUGUUAAUUUUAUGAAAGAAAUGAUAGAUUUAUACAACGGUAAAACUAACAAAAAUUCGAAUAAUAAGGAUAUUAAUGAUACAAAAAAUAAAGAGAAUGUAGAAAGAACUAAUUUAAAAGAAUUUAAUAAAAAUGAUGAGAAGAAAGAAGUAUCAGCUGAUGACAUGGAUGUAUCUAAUUCUAGUGAAUUAUUGGAUUGGGAUAAUGAGCCAUGUAAGCAUUUAGAAGAUUAUACAGUUUUAGCAGGUAAUAAAUUAGAAUCUCACAAUCAUUUAUGGAAAUCAUGUAAUCAUGGAUAUUAUAAGAAUUUUAAAAAGAAAAUAAAGUCCAAAAAAAAUAAUAAAAAUGAUUCUGAUAAUGAAGAGAAGAAGUUUAAACACUUAAGUGCUCAUAUAUUAAAUUAUGGUUCUCAUAGUUUAGCAUGUGAACCAGAAACAGAAGAAAGUGUUGAUAUUUUAGUUAAUUGGCUUAAUAAUAUAUAUCCAUAA
Plasmodium reichenowi is the source of this 2241-nucleotide messenger RNA. RefSeq names its product alpha/beta hydrolase, putative. The transcript is spliced from 2 exons. NCBI's taxonomy places the organism in Eukaryota, Apicomplexa, Aconoidasida, Haemosporida, Plasmodiidae. Gene Ontology annotation, cellular component: membrane. Bases 1 to 2241 code for a protein of 746 amino acids. The record is from RefSeq and is a predicted model, not a curated record. Gene Ontology annotation, molecular function: lipase activity.